This is a messenger RNA of Wallemia mellicola CBS 633.66, 576 nucleotides long. RefSeq names its product SGS-domain-containing protein. Bases 1 to 576 code for a protein of 191 amino acids. Gene Ontology annotation, biological process: protein stabilization. The transcript is spliced from 4 exons. Gene Ontology annotation, molecular function: protein-folding chaperone binding. NCBI's taxonomy places the organism in Eukaryota, Fungi, Basidiomycota, Wallemiomycetes, Wallemiales, Wallemiaceae. The record is from RefSeq and is a predicted model, not a curated record.
AUGACGACAUCAGAUUUUAGAUACGAUUUCUAUCAGACGCCUUCUAUUAUUGAAAUCAGUCUCUUUGUGAAGAACGUCAGAGAAGAGGACGUUGAUAUCAGCUUUGGAGAAAAAGAGUUAAAUGUACAGUUCAAAGAUGGUAGACAAUUCAGUCUCAAUCCGCUCAGUUUCGAUAUCAAACCAACUGAAUGCAAAUACACGUUAAAGUCAAUGAAAGUGGAAUUAAUACUGGUAAAAUCACAGGAGGGUAUAAACUGGAAUUCACUCGUUGGUGAUUCGAGCUACAAAGAAGCACCAGCGUCAACAUCUACAGCAUCAACAAGUAAGCCAUAUCCAUCAAACAGGGGAAAAGAUUGGAAUAAAGUCGCACUCGAUGAUGAAGAAGAAACUAACGAUGGAAAUCCAGACGAUUUCUUCAAGAAACUGUUCGCUAAUGCAGAUGAUGACGUGCGUAAAGCUAUGAUGAAGUCCUACUCAGAGUCAGGCGGUACUUCACUCUCAACAAACUGGGAAGAAGUCAAGAAGGCUAAAGUUGAAACUAAACCGCCAAGUGGAACAGAAGCUAAGAAAUUAUAA